AAGCAAAGUGAAGUAAGAAAAAUGAAUGGUGAUGAUGAUGAAAGUGAAAGGCCUUAUUUGGUUUGGAGUUGUGGGAGGAAUUGUGUCGGCCAUUGUUGUUGUUAUUAUUGGGCUUAGAGGAGGAACAUCGAAAGCUAUGCAGAGCUCCACGAUCUUCUUCUCUGGUGUUGCUCCUCUGCGUGUCAGAUCGGUACUCACUCCAGCAAAUCCAGCUACCGAUCGAGCUUCAAUGGCGAGUUCCUCUGGUCCUAAGUGGGCUCAGAAAACAAUCACGCUUCCACCGCAACGUCGUGGGUGUCAUCUUAUCACUCCUAAGAUAAUGAAGGAAAUAGGGCAAGACUUGUCGGGUUUCAAUUGUGGUCUUGCUCAUGUCUUCUUACAACACACAAGUGCUUCCCUGACAAUCAAUGAGAAUUAUGAUCCAGAUGUUCAGGCUGAUACUGAAACUUUCUUGAACAGGAUUGUUCCUGAGGGGAAUUCAGCACCUUGGAGGCAUACCAUGGAAGGUCCUGAUGACAUGCCAGCUCAUAUCAAAUCAUCAAUGUUUGGAUGUCAACUCACAAUCCCAAUAACAAAAGGCAAACUUAACAUGGGAACUUGGCAGGGAAUAUGGCUAUGUGAACACCGUGAUCAUCCAACCGCCCGCAGUGUUGUGGUCACUCUCAAUGGGAUUUAGAGAUGUCAUCUUCAUGUUAAAUGGCUUGUAAACUCGUGGUUUAUAUAGAUUUUACGGUCUUAUAAUAAAAUUUGACUUUCUAUAUGAGAUAUUGCUCCGUCCA
Capsella rubella is the source of this 779-nucleotide messenger RNA. Its product is annotated as UPF0047 protein YjbQ. The transcript has 7 exons. The record is from RefSeq and is a predicted model, not a curated record. Lineage: Eukaryota; Viridiplantae; Streptophyta; Magnoliopsida; Brassicales; Brassicaceae. Bases 26 to 676 code for a protein of 216 amino acids.